AUGAACAAUAGUCAAAGAGGUGGAGAAAAUAGACCAAAUUCAUAACAGAAUUCUUAAGAUAUUUCUUAAUAGGAAAUUCAAAUCAAUUAGAUCCAACAAAACAACAAUAAUACCUUAAACCAACUAAUUUAAAUUCUUAAUAACUAAACAAACCUUCCAAUUGAUUAAUUCAAAAUAGUGGUUGACUCUGUUGUAAUUGAUAAGCAAUUUUUUUUGUUAACAUUAAACCCAAAAGGGAAGUACUUUUAAACGUUGAGAAAACUCAUUUUAUUAAUAGUUGGAUUCUUAACCCUUCAGUUUUAUUAACUUCUAUAUUUGUUCACAUAAGAUUAAAUUACUGAAGGUCAUGAUGACAAUCAUUCAAAAUUAAUGUAUUGAUAUUUCAAAUUUAGCUUACGACCCCAAGAACAUAUAAAGAAUAAGAACACCUUCAGAAGUCAUUUAUAUUUGGAAGAAUAAAUAAAUUAACUCAUACUAGUGAUUGCAAUUAGAUUUGUUUACGUAGUCAUUUCCUACAUUAUUGUGUAUAGUAUUAGGCCUCUAUGUUUACAUUAUUCAAAUAAAAAUGUAUAUAAUUUAUCUAUUUAAGUUAUUGUUAUUCUUUCUUUUGCUUAUAUCUGGCACUUAUUUUAUUCAAGGAACUCAAUGUAAUCUUUAUCCAAAUUAUGGAUCUUUACAUUUUGAAGAUAUAGGAAAAAUUAAUAAAACAAAAAUCUAUUUGGAUAAUUUGAUCUUCUUUGGCUGCUUUUUUGUACAAGGAAUUUCAUCUGCCAGCAUUUUUUAUUUAUUAAUGGAACAGGUUUAGUUUAUGUUGAAGAAAAAUCAAAGAUUAAUCUUCUACAAUGAUUUUCUAUUAGUGAUUGUAGAAUUUAUUGUUGUCUCAUCAGUUUUACAUAUGAUUUUUAAAGAGCAAUAUAUUUUUAAUCUUAUCAUAAUGUGGAUUCCAUUUUCCUUGAUUACCCUAUAUACUUACUUCACAUUAUAAGAUUCACCUCUGUGUAUUUUAAAUCGCCUUUCAUAUUAUGAAUAAAUCUCUAGAUAAAAUUCAUAACUACUAAAAAAAUAAUAAGUUGCUUUAAAUAAGAUUGAAUCUUUAUUAACAGAAUUUCAUUAAAAUAUGAACUCCAUCUAUUCAGUGAAUUUUCCAAAUAAGGUGUAUUUUACAGAAGAGUAAGUUGCAUUAUUGCUUAAUAAAUUUUAAAUCAAACCAAGCAAUAAAUAAGAGCCAAGAUGUAUUGUUAAUUUCAUAAUGUUUGCAUUAAGCUUAUUGUAUUUUGGACAUUUGUUUAAGCUAAAUGCAUUUGUUAAUCAGUUUCAAUGGACAAUUGAGACCCUAGCCUUGAUAUUAUCGAUAUUUGAAUUGUUAGGAUACUUUAUUGGUAAUUAUUGUAUUAGCGAAUUGUACAAUGAACAACUGUUAAGAAAAUUAUUGAUGACUUUUGGAUUAAUCAAUUUUUUAAGUUCUUUGCCUAGUUUUUAAUCAAUACAUUGCUAAUUUUAAAGUUAAGUAGAAUUCUUUUCCAUUUUAAUUGUCAGACUUUUGUUUUCUUUAGCAAUUAAGUCAUUUUUGAUGUAAAGAAAGUUAAUAUUUUAGAUAAUUCUCAAAUUAUAAACUCAACUUCGGGUUUUUGGUAUUAGGACUAUUACUUGCGAACAUCAAUUUUUUAUAGAUUCAACUAUUCUAAGUUGUGGUUGCAACUAUUCUUUUGUUCGCUUACCAUUUAUCUAAACAAUUUUGA
Molecule: messenger RNA, 1739 nt
Organism: Paramecium octaurelia
Lineage: Eukaryota; Ciliophora; Oligohymenophorea; Peniculida; Parameciidae
Source: the annotation of a GenBank genome assembly